This is a messenger RNA of Culex pipiens pallens (northern house mosquito), 3089 nucleotides long. RefSeq names its product protein HIRA homolog (gene Hira). The transcript is spliced from 4 exons. NCBI's taxonomy places the organism in Eukaryota, Metazoa, Arthropoda, Insecta, Diptera, Culicidae. Gene Ontology annotation, cellular component: nucleus; HIR complex. Gene Ontology annotation, biological process: regulation of DNA-templated transcription; DNA-templated transcription; chromatin remodeling. The record is from RefSeq and is a predicted model, not a curated record. Gene Ontology annotation, molecular function: nucleosome binding; protein binding. The coding region runs from base 172 to 3003 and encodes 943 amino acids.
ACUGUCCGCGGCGUUUUAGUCGAGUUAGUUUUCGGACUUAAUUCACACUUUUUAGCUAGUUAAAGUGACUAAAACGGGGUGGGCUUGCGUUUCGAGGGUGUCGAUCUUCGUGCCACCGGUCGAGAAUGUUUUGAGCGGUUGGUUUUUGUUGGGUAAAAACUGCUCUGAAAGAUGAAAAUUUUACAACCCGACUGGGUCACUCACGAUGAUAAGUCGAUAUUCUCGAUCGACAUCCACCCGAAUGGGGACAAGUUUGCCACGGGUGGCCAGGGAAACGAUUCCGGCCGGGUCGUGAUUUGGAACUUGAAGCCGGUCAUCAACGAGGAGGCGGAAAAGGAUAAGAAUGUUCCGCGGAUCCUGUGCCAGAUGGACAACCACCUGGCGUGUGUCAACUGCGUCCGGUGGAGCGGGAACGGUCAGAUGUUGGCGUCGUGUGCGGACGAUCGGUUGAUAAUGAUUUGGAAGAAGAGCGCGGGGGGAGGGAUGGGGUCGUUUGGAUCGACGGUGAAGUUUGCGGAGCAUUGGAGGUGCGCGGCCACGUUGCGGGGUCAUGCCGGGGAUGUGCUGGAUUUGGCCUGGUCGCCGGCGGAUGUGUUCAUCGCGAGCUGCAGCGUGGACAAUACGGUGAUCAUUUGGGACGCGAAAGAAUUUCCGCAGAUUCUGCAGGUUAUGAAGGGGCACACGGGACUGGUGAAGGGGGUGACGUGGGAUCCGGUGGGGAAGUUUAUUGCGUCGCAGAGCGACGAUAAGACGUUGAAGAUUUGGAAGACGCACGAUUUUUCGCUGUACAAGACGAUUACGGAACCGUUUGAGGAGUGCGGCGGAACGACGCAUAUCUUGCGGUUGUCGUGGUCUCCGGACGGGCAGUAUCUGGUGUCGGCCCAUGCCAUGAACGGGGGAGGUCCGACGGCGCAGAUUAUUGAGCGAGAUGGGUGGAAGUGUGACAAGGAUUUCGUCGGUCACCGGAAGGCGGUCACUUGCGUUCGGUUUCAUAACUCGAUUAUGAAGAGGACGGCGCCGAAGACGAACAAGUCCCAACAGUAUUGUUGUUUGGCGGUCGGAGCGCGAGACAAGAGUUUGUCGGUUUGGUUGACUGCGCUGCAGCGGCCACUGGUCGUGAUUCACGACCUGUUUCAGGAUUCGAUCUUGGAUCUGAGCUGGAGUCAUAACGGGUACAUUUUGCUGGCUUGCAGCGGCGAUGGCAAGGUGUCGUGUCUUCAGUUUAGCGCGGAAGAGUUGGGGACGCCACUUUCGGAAGAUGAGAAGAACAGUCUGUACCAGCGGAUGUACGGAAAAGAUCGGAUUACGGAUCUUGCCUUGAUUGAACCGGGCAAGGAGUUGAUCAUAGAGAACCCUUACCUGUUCAAAGCAAUGCAGGAAAAGCUCACUGCCCCAACGUUGAUACCUCAGUCGGCAGCGCCGGCCACUCCGGCGAAGGCUCCGGAACCCGGUCCAUCGGUGUUCCAUCCCGCAAUUAGUCAAGAUUCACCUCCUCAGCGGAAAAUUAUGAAGCAGAUCGAAACGAAGACUGCAGAUGGAAAGCGACGAAUUACGCCCAUGUUUAUCCCGCUGAACGACGACGUUGGCGAACCGGCGGUGGGAUCUUCUGGGAAUGGCCAAUUCUCCAGCAGCACUGCCAGCAAAAGCAGCAUCAUUACGGUGGAAAAGGCCGACGAACCUGUGCCAAGUACAAGCAGAAGCAGCAGCAACGUCGUCGAUCAAGAUGACAUCGAUAAGCUCACGGAGGAUACGGUCAAGCUAGACAUCCGGUUGACGAAAUGCGCGAAUCAACCUCCGACGACCGCGGUCUUCCCCCCCGAUCCACCGGAAGAUCCCAAGCAGAAAGCUCCCAUCCAAACGAUGGACACGGGACCGCCUCCGGUCACAGGCAAAGCGACACCUCUGCCCAAAACGACCCUCCGCGUUCACGGCAAUUACCGCGUCCAGGUGCAGAACGAUUCCAUCAAGACCGGCUUCGGUGUCCUGUGCAAGGUGAUUGGCCAUCUCAUAACCCUGCCCAAGGAUGACAAAAAGAUCUGGGAAACGUUGAUCGGAUCGCCGGUUGUGUGCGUUUCGCUGUCGAAGAAAACGGUCCUCUGCUGCAGCUUGGACGGAUCGAUCCGGUUUCUGGACAUUCACACCGGAGCGCCGAUCCUGCCCGCGAUGAGCCUGACCAGCCCGGCCGUGCACUGCUGCUUCAGUCCCAACAGCAACCUCGGGGCGGUUUUGACGGAAAACUGCACGCUGCGCGUUUGGGACCUUCAAGAGCAGUGCGUGUUUCUGUCGGGGACCUGCAGGGACAUCGUGACGAAUAGCUACCCCUCGGUGAUGCACCUCUCCGACCAGGGCGUUCCGUUCAUCAUCCUGGCCAACGGGUCCUCCUUCACGUACAGCAAAAAGCUCGAAAGCUGGCUCAUCACCAACUCGGCCGAUCCGAUCAUGCGGCACGGCCUGUUCGGCAGCCGGAUCGGACUCACUCCGCGCAACAUCAAGGCCUACCCGCUGUCCACGAUCCAAUCGUUCGGACCAUCCGCCUCCAAGCUCAACCCGAUGGCGUUCCUGGAGAACUCCAACAAAGCCUGGCAAACGCCGGCCAUGCUCAGCUUCAUCCAGAACCAGAUCAAAAUCACCGAAAACAUCAACUCGCCGGACGAGUUCCGCUUCUGGCACACGAUGCUCGGCUUCCAGCUGGCCACGCACGGCACCGAGGAAAAGGUGCGCCAGAUUCUGGACGGCUUGUUCGGGACCGCGUACCGGAUCGACGGCGAAAUCAUGGGCUUCACCAAGGCCACCCUCAUCCGGGACAUCCUGGACCAGCUGAAGACGCAACCCAAGUGGCAGCGCAUCUACACCGAGUACGACGACCAGCUGAAGAUGCGCAGCGGGAUGAUGCCGCCGGAUGAUGUGCCGGAAGUGCCGUCGCCGCUGGUGCUGCCGGGUGAGGGGGAGGAAGAGGAGGAGGAGGCGGACGGCGACGCAAAGAUGGACACCGCCGUGCCGUAAGUGUUUGGAUUUCUCUUAUUAUUUGUACUGUUUUAAAAACUGGGAUGAACCCAGUUCAAUUGCGUUAUAAACGCUUCGAAGAACUA